AUGAUGUCCGGAAAUUAUACGAGCAUUGAUAACCAAAACGUCUCAGGAUCCGUUCCUGCUGCGGUUCCAGAUCCAGGUCACCUCACCGUCAAAUUCGAAGAUUCAAACCUUCAGACAUUUCCUCCAUCUGAGGCACACGGGAAGAUUGCUAGUGGUGCUCGCCCUCCUCGUGAUGCCGAUGACACGUUUUCAAAACCUGUAUCUGGUUCUGAUGAAUCCCAGCAGAGUGGUUGGUUACGGGUAUUCUCUGUAUCUUCUUACAAGUCAUACUUUGAUGUUGACACUUCCGAUGUUCUAGAGAGGAUUAAAGAUUCACUCCUUCCAUUCAGUGGAACGUUCAAUGAGAAAACAUCUAACAGCCCAGAUUUGUAUGGACCUUUCUGGAUAUGCACUACCCUAAUAUUUGUAGCAGCUGCCAUCGGCACUUUUGUGACAUAUGUAGCACACAAGAUCAAGAGUAAAGAUUGGGAAUAUGACAUUAAUGUAGUGCAAUGGUCUGCUGGAUUGUUCUAUGGCUAUGUCACUAUUGUUCCUCUUGUACUGUAUGUAAUUCUCAAAUACUUCUCAGCACCAUCAGGUCUCGUUCAGCUGUUUUGUCUCUAUGGCUACUCCCUGUUUGUCUUUAUUCCAGCAUUGUGCCUCUCAAUUGUGCCCAUCGAAAUCUUCAGAUGGGUAGUUGCAGGCGUAGCUGGGGUUAUGUCUGCCACCUUUGUUGCAGUCAACCUUCGAGCCCACAUCGUUUCAGCCGGUGAAAGGUGGUUCUUGAUUGUCGCCGGGAUCUUUCUGUUGCAGUUGGCUCUGUCUGUCGUGCUAAAACUCUAUUUGUUCACCAUAACAGUCUAA
This is a messenger RNA of Prunus armeniaca (apricot), 843 nucleotides long. The record is from the annotation of a GenBank genome assembly. NCBI's taxonomy places the organism in Eukaryota, Viridiplantae, Streptophyta, Magnoliopsida, Rosales, Rosaceae.